This is a messenger RNA of Mucor mucedo, 2145 nucleotides long. RefSeq lists its product as uncharacterized. Gene Ontology annotation, molecular function: poly(U) RNA binding; mRNA 3'-UTR binding; poly(A) binding. The record is from RefSeq and is a predicted model, not a curated record. Gene Ontology annotation, cellular component: nucleus; cytosol; ribonucleoprotein complex. Lineage: Eukaryota; Fungi; Mucoromycota; Mucoromycetes; Mucorales; Mucoraceae. The transcript has 10 exons. The coding region runs from base 54 to 2060 and encodes 668 amino acids.
UUUCUCUCUUUCUUUUUCUUUUUUUUUUAUAUUUUCUUUCGCUCAGGGCAAUCAUGGCAACCGUAAAACCUAUCAUCAGACUUCCACCUCGUAGUAAAUCAUGUACGACUCGUUCAGUGUACGUGGAUGAUAACAGUCAUGAUCAACAACAGCAACUUGUAACUGAAGAUCUAUACUUUGAAGAUGACGAAAACCGAUUAUCCGAUUAUGAUAUUGAAAGACUGUUACAGGAAUACAAUCUUUACAAUAUCAAGAGAGAACGAGGUGGCGGAUAUUUAAGCUUCCCGGAUUCCAAAAUUGCGGAUAGAGUGUAUUCUCUUUUUAAUGGUUACAUCUUUACAAAUGGAACAAUACUCAAGUUUAGAUUAUCACCUUAUCAAGAACCUCAAGCCGAAGGGCCUAUUUUGGAAGUUCGAAAUCUACCAAAUCAUAUUGAUCAUAAUACGCUUUAUGACAUAUUUCGCCCUUACGGUCCCUUAAGUAUUUGCAAACCUAUUACGGAGGAUGGUUCUCAUCGUGGAAAAGCCCUCGUCCAGUUCUUUCAUCGAUACCACUCCGAUUCCUCUGUCAGCGAUCUGAAUAACAAGACUUUUGAUGGCAAUACAAUUCAAAUCACUGUAUUAAUGGUGAAUAACGCAACACGUUAUCCCGUGAACCUCAACCAAUCUUUAUCUACACCUACCACCAUGGUUACUUCGGCUGCCGCUGAAAAAGAAAACAGCUUUGUAGAUUACAUGAAUUUAUAUGUCAAGAAUUUGGACCCGACGAUUGAUAAUACGGACUUGUUCAACAUAUUUCGUAAAUUCGGUCGCAUCGUAUCAGCAAGGGUCAUGAGUAAUCCUCAAAAUGGUUUAUCCAAGGGGUACGGAUUCGUCAGUUUUGGAAAGCCCGAAGAAGCUGCUCUGGCUCUGGAAGAAAUGAACGGCUUUCAGUUCCGUUCUAAGCCCAUGAUUGUGGCAUAUCAUGAACCCAAAAAGCCUCGUCAGGAAAAAUCCACUUCUACCACCACAUCGUCUUUUCAUUCUCCUAUUGAUUACGCUAAUAAUACCAGUACUUCUCCCUAUUUCGAGACUAGACAUCCUCAUGAAGGUCCUUUAAAUGGCCUGGGUAUCGACCAUGUAGACCAUUUAUCAAUGAACGUAAAAGAGCUGUCAGUCGGCAACACAAACGUUCCUAUGCAACGCAAGCUAUCGACCAUUGCAUUAGUGGAAAACAGCUUCUCACCCCCGCCAAUCCGUACCUCACCUCAAUUUGCAGCACGUCCAUCCUUGGCUUCAUUAGCCUCGGGGGCUAGUAUUCAGCCGGCACCCCCCAACAGCUAUGAAAAGACGGAGCAGGAAAAAAUAGUGGAAGAGCCUUCGAGAUCACUUCGACGUCGUGGAUCAUUAGAAUCUGUCAAUUCUGUCAUGACAGAGUCAAGUGCACAUAUCCAACGUCAACGUAUGACGGAAGCUGUCAAACGAUGUGGCUCCUACGGAAAGGAAUUGCAUGACAUUGUCGACAUGUUAUUGACCCUGAAAAAAAAGGAAAGAUCCAUUUGUCUUUUCAACCCUGAUUUCCUGUUAGAUAAAAUCAAUGCCGCAUUAGAAGCCUUGGAGAUUUGUGAAGAUGAAGAAGAGGAAGAGGAACCUGUCUUUGUUUCUGAGAAAAAAAGAGAGAAAAUCGAGUUAAAGCAUAGAGCUUAUAUACCAGUCAGUACUUCACCAUUGUUACCCUUGAGAAAAAAGAGUAUAUCUCCUCCUGCUACGACUGUUCAAGAGACAGUUGUUAUACCUCCUCGCAAAUCAAAAGCCAUACCCAUUGUAGCCCCACCUGCAGAAUCCAUCAAGACAGCCGAGAUUAAAGCCAUGUUAAGUUCCUUUGAUGGAAAGGCAAUACAUGAAAAGAAACAACUUUUGGGUGACCAACUUUUUCCUUUGGUCAAGGCAACUGGUGUGAGACACGCACCGAAAAUUACCAUACGAUUAUUGGAUUCAAUUGAAUUGGAAGAAUUGGCUAAAAUUAUGUUUGAUAAGGACUUACUAAAAGUUCAAGUAGACAAAGCAUUUGCUGGCUUAUAAUUCUUUUUUUUUUUUUAUUUUUUUAUUACGUUACUGGAAGAACGUAAUUCUCUUUUUUUUAUCUCUCUUUUUUCAAUAUAUUACU